Messenger RNA from Capronia epimyces CBS 606.96, 3108 nucleotides. RefSeq lists its product as uncharacterized. Gene Ontology annotation, biological process: establishment of cell polarity. Gene Ontology annotation, molecular function: cytoskeletal regulatory protein binding. The coding region runs from base 1 to 3108 and encodes 1035 amino acids. The record is from RefSeq and is a predicted model, not a curated record. NCBI's taxonomy places the organism in Eukaryota, Fungi, Ascomycota, Eurotiomycetes, Chaetothyriales, Herpotrichiellaceae. The transcript is spliced from 2 exons. Gene Ontology annotation, cellular component: cell tip; cytoplasm.
AUGAAUCCUCCUCCAUCGGAACUGGGAUCUCAACCCGACAAACAAAUAUCCCAGAUCGAAAAGAGCGUCACCCAUCUACUAGUGGCCACUAAACAGUUGCUGGAGACGUUGACACAAUGGUCCCGUGGGCAGGCACAGGAAGAGGAGGUGUCGGAUGUCUAUGUCCGCCUGGGGUAUGAAUUCAAUCUUGCGUGUCGUGCUUUCAACUCAAUAGGCGUUGAAACCUCCGACCUGGGUCCCGUCCCUGAUCUUCUGCGGAACAUCCUCGAGGAUACUCUCAGUCAGCCUGCCUCGCCACAAGCUCUCGAUAACUACCUCCCCCGAAUUCGUGAUAUCAUCAUCAACCUCCUACAUGGUCUCAAGAGGAAGCAAAGCAGACUACGUGGGCGAGCAUCGAAGGACCCUGGUGCCCCGUCUCAAGGGAGGCCACCGGCUGCCUCGGGAAGACAACCGAGCGUGUCCACGACUGGCAGCAAUGAGUCGGGCUUGACACAUAUGCUUCAGGAUGUGCCCAGUGCCGCUUCAGGUUCGCGAGGGCCCACGCCGCAAGACAACCUGCCUGCUACGCAGCCCGCGUACACCUCCACAAGCGUUUCAGCCGUGCCAGCAGCAAAUCAGCCUCUGGCAAAUCGACAACUACUACAGCGGGAUGGUGCUUCUCGAGGCCCGCAGUCUGAAUCGGCUCCAGACACGCCUUCAAACCCACCACAAGCCGCUUCUGCGGCACUGCCCUACUAUACUGCAGCCCAGGCCACCACAGGCCCUGCCAUCAAUUUCCCACAUCCUCCACCUCCACCCCCAAAGCAAACAGACGCUUUCACGAGGCUCCAGCGUGGAGGAGAUUUAGAAAGACGGGCAUCCCGAAGGUUUUCCGCAUACCAAAUACAAAAGCACCUUGGCGCCUCGCCAAAUGGCGUCCCUGUGAUCCCUGCCACUCAGCACUCGCCAAUACCGAACAGGGGAAAAGAGUUCCGAGAAUCUUUGACUGCCGUGCGAUCUCGGAGUUCCUACCAACAGUCAAGAGCGAGGUCUGGACGCCAAGGAGACAUAUCACCGGGCGGGAGUGGUACUGUCCGAGCCCCUCAACGAAUCUCCGAGGAGAGGGAAGAAACCCCCGUGUUGUCGUUGCAGGAGAUACCUCAGAUCCAAGCUCCGGAUGAAUCGCUAGCUAUCGACAGCCCGACAGUAAAAACCCCGGAGGAAUACCACCAGCCUCCUCGGCUAGAUACAGCUCGUGACGAAAACACGGUCGUGGGAGCAACAGUCAAUGGACCUCUAGGUCCGCCGCCAGAAGAAUACCAAGACCCAGGAUCUGCAGACUCUCAGUCUGCUCCCCGCCUUCCAGACCGUAAGACGUCCAUCGAGACGGAGGCGGUCGACACUCCCCACACUAUCUCGCGACAAACUCGUGAAAUCAUCACCCCGCCCCAGUCGCAAGUGCUCGGUGUUGAAUCGUCGCCUCCGCAAGGGAAAGAGUUGACAUUGUUUCUCCAGUACAAGAGCAAGAUCAAGAAGUUCGUUUUGGCAGAAGGAUACGGAGAGCUGACCAUCCCAAGAUUACAGCUGGCGUUCAUCGAGAAAUUUGCAUGGAACACGCAACACAACGGAGUUGACCUUCCUGAAAUCUAUGUCCAAGAUCCAAUUUCUGGUGUAAGGCAUGAACUGGAAGAUCUUUCGGACGUCAAGGAUAGAUCUGUAUUGGUGUUAAAUGUCGAAGCGCUUGACGAAGUCAAGAAGCAAAUUGAUGAAGGGCUUGGGGGCGUGCAGAAGAGCUUGGAAGGAGUACGGUCCUUGCUCGAGGGACAGACGACAAUGAUGCAGCGGUUUUCAGAUCGACAACUUGAGACCUCUAAGGAAAUGGCUCGCAUGUCUGCCGUACCCAGUCACCAUCCCUCCCGGACGCCAACCCUGCCUUCCGGAAAGUUCGCCGCUCCCGCACCAUCUGAGGCCUCGUUACAAGAGAUUCAGAGCCUGCGGCGCGAGAUCGCCGUCCUACGGCAGACAUACUCUACCAUGUCGUCAGAUUUCACUGCAGCAAUGAGCGACAUCAAAGUCAAGGCGACCAAUGUUAAAGCAGUUGCAGUCGAGGCAGCCAACGCAGCAUACCAAGGCGAUGCCGGACGUGUCCAUAUCAACGAGGGUAAGAAGGUCCUCUCGGGUGACUCGGAGGCGCUAGUCAACCGUGUAGACGAUCUAUCCGACAUUGUCGAAGAGCUCCGCAAGGAUGUUGUAAUGAGAGGAGUCAGGCCAUUGCCACGUCAACUAGAGGACAUCAGCAAAGAGAUCAGCACGACGGCCAAACAGUUGAGCAAAGUCAAAGAUUUUGUCAAGCGUGAAAAGCCCAUCUGGACGAAGAUCUGGGAGCAGGAGCUUCAGGUUGUCAUGACAGAGAGGGAUGAGUUGACGCAACAAGACGAACUAAUGAAUGAUCUCGACGGCGACCUUGAGGACAUUACCAAUGUCUUCAAGCUGGUGGAGGAAGCUACCAAACAGCAGAACUUGCAGGCAGCGAGCACUGGCGGGCGUCAUCCCUCAAAGAGCAUAGCAUUCGACACGGAUGUCGAUCCGCAUGAAGCAAAGACUGGUGUGCUCCAUGAGGUUCGAGCCUUGCAGCCAAACCAUGAGAGCCGACUGGAGGCCAUCGAGAGGGCUGAGAGAGUCCGUCAGCGUGAGUUGGAGACUCGCAAGGUCGGAGAAUUCCAACGCGAGGUCGAGAAGUUCGUGGAGGAAGGCAAGCUCAAGAAGACUGGGGGGAUGGAUGAAGUGGAGAGGAGGAGGAAAUUGAAAGACGAAGCGGCGCGCCGGGAGAACUAUGAACGACAGCAAGCUCGAGCAGCGGAAAUGGAAAGGAAAAGGGCAGAAGAAGCCGCUGCCGCUGCCGCUGCCGCCGCCUCGUCACCGGAGACGGAUGCAACAACUCAAGGGCCUGAGAAUGACGCAUCACAAGAGGACGAGGCAGCAUUUCAAGAUGCCCAUGAACAGCAUGUGCCAUCGGCCGAGGGAGACACCUCAGCAGCGAAGGAGGGUCCUGAUGAAUCUUCUGCCCCACAACUGCCCGAGGUUGAAGUGACCGAGGCUGGGUUGGGUCUAGGUAUGUCCAUUUCAUGA